Messenger RNA from Rana temporaria (common frog), 3097 nucleotides. Its product is annotated as solute carrier organic anion transporter family member 1B3-like. Gene Ontology annotation, cellular component: membrane. Gene Ontology annotation, biological process: transmembrane transport; sodium-independent organic anion transport. Lineage: Eukaryota; Metazoa; Chordata; Amphibia; Anura; Ranidae. The record is from RefSeq and is a predicted model, not a curated record. The transcript is spliced from 15 exons. The coding region runs from base 96 to 2156 and encodes 686 amino acids. Gene Ontology annotation, molecular function: protein binding.
GCCUGUCCAAAUGUUCUGUUCCAGUUUGCUGACAUGUAGCUGCCACUAUUACUGGAACCUCAACAUUAUAAAGUGAAAAAGGCGAGUCAGACAAGAUGGCAGCAGAGAAAGAUGACAAUGAACAAAGUAACCUGAACACCAACCCCGCCUCCAUGGAGCAAAAUGCACUACCAGACAGUCAGAAAAGCUUGUGUUGUAGCACGCUGAAGAUGUUCCUGGCUGCCCUUUCCUUCACAUACUUUGCAAAAGCAUUUUCCGGGAGUUACAUGAAAAGUUCCAUUACACAGAUUGAGCGCCGCUUUGACCUUUCCUCCUCCACGGUUGGAAUGGUGGAUGGAAGUUUUGAAAUAGGAAAUUUACUGGUGAUCCCCAUUGUCAGCUAUUUCGGGGCCAAGCUUCACCGACCACGGAUCAUCGCAGCAGGCUGUCUUUUGAUGUCACUGGGGAGUUUCCUUACUGUCAUGCCACACUUCUUCAUCGGACUGUAUAAAUAUGAAUCAGCAAGGGCUCAUCCCGCUUCGUCGCUCAGCAAUAUAACUGGAAGCGUUUCACCGUGUAUGGCCAAUCAGAUGCCUCUUUCACCUCCGGACAUGGAUUGUGGCAAGGAAACCAACUACAUGUGGGUGUACAUCCUAAUUGGCAACAUGCUGCGUGGAAUUGGAGAGACUCCCAUCACCCCUCUGGGUAUUUCUUACAUUGAUGAUUUUGCCGGAAGUGAAAACACAGCUCUUUAUUUGGCUUUUCUUCAUGCCGUGGGCCUGUUUGGGCCGAUGGUCGGGUUCACAUUGGGUUCCUUCUUUGCCAAACUUUAUGUUGAUGUUGGCUUUGUGGAUAUGGAUGAGGUGACCAUCUCCCCACAGGACACGCGCUGGGUGGGUGCCUGGUGGAUGGGAUUCCUGGUUGCAGGGACGAUCAGUCUACUUUCAGCCAUUCCUUUCUGCUUCCUGCCGAGGAAUAUAAAAAGGCCAGAGGUACAGAAAUCUGCUGACUUACUGACAUUUAAAGAGAAGGAAAAGCUAGAGCCUCAGAAAAAGGCGACAAUGAAAGGAUUCCUCCUGGCACUGAAAAAGCUGGCAUGUAACCAUCUGUAUAUAUUGCUGAUGGCCAUUACAUUGCUGCAAACAAACAGUUUCAUCGGCUUCAUAACAUACAAACCAAAAUACAUGGAGCAGCAGUAUGGACAGUCCAUCUCCAGGGCUAAUUUCAUCACUGGAGUAUCCACUUUACCAGCAGCCGCUGCUGGCAUGUUCCUCGGAGGGCUGAUCAUGAAGAAGUACAAAUUUGGUUUACUGUGGGCAUCUAAAAUGUCGUUUAUCACAGCAUUUAUCGCCUUUAUCAUGUCUCUCUCUGUAUUUAUCAUUGGCUGUGAGAACCAUGAUGUUGCUGGGAUCACUGUGACUUAUAAUGGGAGUAAAGUGGAUAUAUUUGGUGAGCGUAGCCUUUUCUCUUCUUGUAACUCGGAGUGCCAUUGUUCGUCCAGCCGGUGGGAUCCAGUCUGUGGGGAGAAUAAAAUAACGUACAUGUCAGCAUGUUUGGCUGGUUGCAAAUCUUCCUCGGGGGCAGGGAAGGCUGUUGUUUACCAUAACUGCUCGUGUAUCGAAUCUUUGGGUUUCCCAUCAGCCAAUUCAUCCGUCGUGCUGGGGGUGUGUCCACCCACUGAAAACUGCGCCAGUAUGUUUGUAAACUACAUCAUCUUACAGAUCUUUUACACCUUUAUAUAUGCAAUCGGUGGAUCUGCAUACUUUGUCAUCAUCCUCUGGUCAGUGAGUCCAGAGCUUAAGUCGCUGGCUAUAGGAGUCUAUAUGUUACUGGUGAGAACACUGGCUGGAAUUCCUGCUCCUAUGUAUUUUGGAGCCCUAUUAGACAAAACCUGCCUGAAAUGGGGGACGAAGUUCUGUGGAGGAAAGGGGGCCUGUCGGAUGUAUGAUACCGAAUCCUUCCGAAAUACCUUUCUUGGUCUCACAGCUGGGAUCAGAGCACCAUCCUUCAUCUUAUUUAUUUGGUUUAUAAUUAUGGUUAAGAAGAGAGCUUCCAAAAGAUCACCAGAAAAUGGGGCACAGCAGGAAAAUGGCAGCACCAAGAAGGAGGAACACACAAAAGACGCCACUAAAGACGAAUGUGCAGCACUUGAGUUGGAGAAGGAAUCCUGCAUGUGAUGCAUCUCCACUGUGACUUGACUUCCCUCCCUCUUCCCCAGACAUAUUACAACUUUUUCAAACUUCCAGUUUGGAUAUACCAGUUAGUGGGCAAAAUCUCCCUGCCUUGGCCCACAUGUACUAAUGGCACAUGGUAAAAACUUCACUCUUUCUUCAGAGGGCUAAUCCUCAGAUAAUUUGGCCUUCAUAUAGUAACAUUUUGAUCUUCCUACAUUUUUUGAUUCAAAGUGUGUUUAAAUCAAGGCCAGGUAACAGGAGAGUUGCCAGCAGUUAGUUCUUUACCAAGGACCAGUGCUGUGGACAGAUGUUGUAAGGGAAGAGAGAGGCAUUAGUAGAGGGAAUUCACUUUUAGGGUGGGCUCACACUAGUCCAGUGCGAAUUGCAGCUAAGGUUUCCCUGCAAAGAUAAAAAUUGUUCGUUCAGUGGUUCUGUUGUAGCUGCGGAUCAGCGGACCAGGGAGAGGUGUAGGAAGAGGGGGAGAGAAUUCCUGUUCACAACGGAACACAUCUGCAAAUCAAAUGCGUUCCCAUUGAAGAUUAUGAGCCUGCAAUUCGCACCACGCUGCCUAGAAAACGCACACUUUUUUUGCAAUGUGGAGUGCGGAUACAACGUGAACCAUACACAUUGAAACUAACAUAUUUUCAAAUGUUCUUCGAAUUGGAUGCGGUGUAAGCCACAUCCAAUUCGCAUAUGUGUGAACAUAGCCUAAACCUUAAUUUCCCAGCGAUCCCUGUCUGUCUUCAGUAGCUCACCUGUCUUUUUCAACAUCUCAGGUGUUAGCAUGUGCUAAAAGAGGGGGUGUAGUGUUCAGUAAAAAGAAAAAAGGGUAAUGCCAAUAAUAAUGGCCAUUAAAAUAUUAUAUAUUGUGACAUAAUUGUUAGUACUCCUGCACACAAUUGCUAUGUAACCCCAAUACAAACUUAUUAAAACUGUGGAUGUUC